AUGACGAUGGGUCCUGCACUUGUGUUGUCGUCUCUCGGGCUGGUUCAUCUUCUUCUCUUCAUGGUGCGCCUUGCAGUAGUAGGGUCCGAGCCCAUUGAUCCAACCGAAGGUUUUGUUGAUGUACCAUUGAACAAAUCUCACUUCCACAACCUGAAACCCUACGAUGUACCGGCGAGCGAACGGUACAGCUUUGAGAAUGACAUUCACAAAUUCUGGGUCUAUUCUACGGAUAACCCCCUCUCCAACGGCAGCCCAACCCACCCACGUUCCGAACUCCGCCUUGAAGAAUACUACUAUAAUACGGGUGUUUGGCAAUUUGAAGGAUAUGGGUACGUACCAUCAGGAACAUCAGGUGUAUGCAUCAUGCAAGUAUUUGGAGCGAAAACUCAUCCGACAACCCUAAUGCUUAAAGUUAAUAAUGGUAAACUCACGUAUUACUUGAGCAGCAUCAUCGAACAAAACAUAUACGAUAGGUGGUUUCGACUAAAUGUUAUUCAUGACACAGAAGCUGCAGUUACAAAGACUUUCAUUGAUGGUGUUCUCAAGCAUGUAGCCCCUCAUCGUGAAAACGCCACCCACCAUUUUCAAUUUGGGGUUUAUCAACAAGAAAAUGCUUCUUUUUAUGGAGAAUCUCGUUGGAAGGGCAUUAGAGUUCUAAAAAAACUCGAUGAUUAUUAUGAAAAAUUACCUUCCAAGACACAUAAUAUUCAUAGAAAGUUGUUAUAG
Molecule: messenger RNA, 726 nt
Organism: Malania oleifera
Lineage: Eukaryota; Viridiplantae; Streptophyta; Magnoliopsida; Santalales; Ximeniaceae
Product: citrate-binding protein-like
Exons: 2
Coding region: 1-726 (241 amino acids)
Source: RefSeq, a predicted model, not a curated record